GUCUCAAAAAUUGUCAUAGGUCUCUUGGCAUUGGCUGGACUGCUGUCUCAAGCACCUACUAUGGAUGCCGCUAAAAUACUUGCAGUUUUCAUAUUUCCGGCCAGAAGUCACUACCAGAUGCAUCGAACAGUUAUUAGCGAGCUGGUGAAACAUGGCCAUCAGGUCACCAUGAUCACCGCACACACACUAGAGCCACUCAAACUGGGGAGCAACUACACUGAGAUACUCAUUGAGCCGGAGUUCGAUUACUGGAAGCAUAUUAAUAGCAAAGCCGGAGUAAAAUCAAACUACGAAUUAGAAGCUAGUAUAUUGCUUUAUUUAAAAUUGGUAAACUCGCUGGCUGUUGAAACUAGCGAACAUGCGCUAAAACAAUCGAAAGUGCAGGCUAUUAUAAAUGCCAAACAAACUGAGGGUGUCUUCGAUUUGCUGUUGGUAGAACAGUUUCAACAAGAAGUCUUUCUUGCCUUGGCUCAUAUUUAUAAAGUACCUGUUAUCAGCUCUGCCACAUUUGCCAAGAACCUUUACAUGAGUCAGAUGUUCGGCAUAAUUUCGCCUUGGUCUUAUGUUCCAAAUGGUAUGCUGGAACUAAGUGACCACAUGAGCUUUUGGGAACGCGCUCAGAAUACAUUCAACUCGCUUGCAUUUGAUUUACAUCGUGAACUUUGUUAUUUUCCAGUUGUGGACAAACUUGUGCAGAAAUAUUUUGGACAUUUACCAAUUAAGUUCCCUAGUGCUUCAGCUAUGGAAAAGAAUCUCUCUGCCAUAUUCAUCAAUGACUACACGCCCUUAGCGGCCGCUGCUCCAACAAUGGAUAACAUGGUUAACAUCGGCGGCAUACAUAUCUCUCCACUGAAGCCACUUCCCACCGAUUUACAGACAUUUUUGGAUGAGGCUGAGCAUGGUGCCAUUUAUUUUAGCUUUGGCACCCAAGUUGAGACUAAGGACAUGCCGCUAGAAAAGCUACAGAUAUUUACCGAUGUCUUUCGUCAAUUGAAGCAACGCGUCUUGUGGAAGUUCGAAAACGACAGCAUACCAAAUGUACCAGAUAAUGUUAUCAUUAAAAAGUGGUUGCCACAAAACGAUAUCUUGGCGCACCCUAACAUGCGCGCUUUUAUCUCCCACGGAGGCCUUUUCGGCUUACAGGAAUCCGUCUACCAUGGCGUGCCCGUAUUGGGUAUGCCCUUCUUCUUCGAUCAGCAAAUAAAUCUCCUGAAAGCUGAAUUUUCUGGAUAUGCUGUUGCUUUGGAUUUUCGUAGACUUACACGUGAAACUCUAAAGAAUGGCCUGGAGCAGGUGCUCUUCAACGCCACAUAUCGUGAUACCGCUCAAAAAUGUUCCCGUAUUUUCCGUGAUCGUCCAGUUGGUCCGCGUGAGACGUUACUCUAUUGGAUCGACUAUGUGAUACGCCACAAUGGCGCACGUCAUUUGCGCACUGCUGGUAUGGAUUUAAAAUGGUACCAAUUCUACUUACUGGAUGUGGCUGCUCUGGUCAUGGCUGCUGUGGCAGGCGCUGUCGGAGCGUCUGUUUUGUCAAUGCGUUGGCUUUUAAGAAGGAUGAAAGGUGGAAGUAGUAAACGCGAAAAGUACAAUAAGAAAAUAAAUUAA
Molecule: messenger RNA, 1605 nt
Organism: Rhagoletis zephyria (snowberry fruit fly)
Lineage: Eukaryota; Metazoa; Arthropoda; Insecta; Diptera; Tephritidae
Product: UDP-glucuronosyltransferase 2B15-like
Molecular function (GO): UDP-glycosyltransferase activity
Source: RefSeq, a predicted model, not a curated record